AUGGUUUCUAUAUUUCAAGUUUUCAGCUUCUUAUUAUCAUUAAUCUUUGCCGCUCCAAUCACUAAUUUCAAUCAAUAUUCUCCUGUAUUCAGUUUGAUUGCCUUUCAUAAUGGGUCCACAUUCACUUAUAAUUUGGUUUACUUUGAUGGGAUUGAUUUGAAAUUACGUUCUGAUAAUGCGUUAUUCUUGGGUAGAAUCAAUAGUGGAGAAGAUUGGGUUUUAAAUAUUCCUCAGGCUACUCAACCUCCUCCUUCUAGUGUUAAUGUCUUAGUGGAAGAUGAUGGGAAAUUAUCCAGUACAUAUAAUACUUCUGAAGAAGCUACUUCAGGGUUUGCUAUUGCUAAUUCAUUAUUAACAUUUGAAAAUUCAACUGAAUUCAUUGCUUGUUCAAAUGAAAGUUAUCUUGGAGAUUAUGAUAUUUAUAUUGCUGAUUCAAUUUGUCCUAAUAAUAGUUCGGGGUUUGAUAUUGUAUUAAUGGUUCAACUUGAUUCAACAGUUAAUUUUAAUCUUGAAUCGAAGUAA
This is a messenger RNA of Scheffersomyces coipomensis, 522 nucleotides long. RefSeq lists its product as uncharacterized. Lineage: Eukaryota; Fungi; Ascomycota; Pichiomycetes; Serinales; Debaryomycetaceae. The record is from RefSeq and is a predicted model, not a curated record. Bases 1 to 522 code for a protein of 173 amino acids. The transcript has a single exon.